Octopus sinensis (East Asian common octopus) is the source of this 748-nucleotide messenger RNA. RefSeq lists its product as uncharacterized. The transcript is spliced from 5 exons. Gene Ontology annotation, molecular function: nucleic acid binding. The record is from RefSeq and is a predicted model, not a curated record. Bases 158 to 748 code for a protein of 196 amino acids. Lineage: Eukaryota; Metazoa; Mollusca; Cephalopoda; Octopoda; Octopodidae.
AAGAGGGCAGAGGGUAAGUGUUUUUUCUGGGAAAACCAUUGAUGUCAUACAAAGUUGUUGUUAAACCAAACGACAGCUUAAAAACGAUUAGAUAAAGAUUAUUCAAGUUUCAGUUUUACUCAGAGUUGUUACGAGAGUAAAAAUACCUGUUGAAAUCAUGGCAGAGAAAGAUGCAGAAAAUCUAGUCUGGCAAGAAGAUGCAAUGAUUGUGUCAAAUGGCCCCAAAGACAUGUCUGAAGAAAUGUUAAUUGCUUUUUUGGAAGAGAACGGGAAAUUAGAAAUUCUACAUGUCUUCCCUGGAAGAAAACCUGGAACUUUUCUUGUGUAUUGCGAAAAUGAAAUUGAUUUUGAGGAUGUUCAGAGGAUGUGCCAAAACAACCCCUUAAAAGGAAAUCAACUGAAAGUGGAUAGAAUUAAGGAAAUAAACAGUGUUCAAGUGAAAAACGUUUCUUCAAAUGUCAGCUCUGACAGUCUUCGAAGAUAUUUUGGAAACAGUAAAAGAAGUUCUGGUGGAGAUAUUUCUUCAGUUCUACAACAAACCUCUGAUACUUAUAUUAUAAGUUUUAAAGAGGCGUGUGUUGUGCUGAACGUUUGUAGAAUGCCACAUCAAUUGGAAGGUGUGAAGUUAGAUGUUCAACCAUUCUGGAAACCACCUGAAGAAAAUAUCAUUUCAAAACAGCAAGUCCAUGACUAUUCACUACCUACCAAGUUCCAUCUGAAUUUUUUAAAGAAACAUAGAACUGAUUAA